This is a messenger RNA of Eimeria mitis, 1518 nucleotides long. RefSeq lists its product as uncharacterized. The transcript has a single exon. Bases 1 to 1518 code for a protein of 505 amino acids. NCBI's taxonomy places the organism in Eukaryota, Apicomplexa, Conoidasida, Eucoccidiorida, Eimeriidae. The record is from RefSeq and is a predicted model, not a curated record.
AUGAGUACCUUCGUCGUCGACACGCAACAGGCAGCGAGUAACCAACUUGAAUCGGAUGUCUUUUCACCACUUUUCCCACACGGAAACGGAAAUGUUGACGAAGGUGCAGCAACGCCUUUGCCGUACCCUGGCUCGGCCUCGUGGCGGCUGCAGGCCCGGGCCGCUCAUCGUCCGAGUGGAAGAACUCGCAAUCUGUCGAUCUUUUCGUUGCUUGUUGUCGCAACAUUCCCGCUUCUGACGACUUUACUUAUUUUGGCGGCGUGCAGGGCUGGGCACACAAACAAAAAACAGGCGACAGGGAUGAAUCGCCGGAGGCUGGCGGAAGGUGGUGAGCCAAUGGAUAUUGAUGAGAGUUACAUCAUAGAACAGUGUUUGGCGUUGGAGGAGGAGCUUGGAAUUUCCCCUACUGAUCCUCACCUGCCUUCUACUAGCGACCGGUCAAGGCGGAUCGCCGAGCUCGCGUCGCUCUUCUCCGCGACUGCUGCGGAACAUGAAGCGAUGUACGCAAGGCAAGUGGAGCGGGGUGUACAAGCAGUUCAUCAGCAUGCUGGGUCCAUCACUGACUCUUCAUCAGGGGACCAGCUGCUAGGAAGCGCAAGUGCUCCAGAACUUCCCACGACUUCAGCGGCGGCAGCUUCAGGAGGAGAGGGUUCGAAUGAUGCGCCUUCUGCUGUCGACCCGGACGCCUGGGCUGACGUUGUUUCAGUACUCAGUACGCAGCCGGAAUGGAAGGACCUGGACGUUGGGACAUCCAGUGGUAGUUCAGAAACCACAAGAGGAAAACGGAAACCCGUACCCAUACAACCGCGCCCCGCCGCCAGUGACCAAAUACUAAUGGAUAUUUCUGUUAUUGAGAGUCACCCGUUUGUGCGGCUUCCGGUGCUGGAGCCAGGUGUUGUUCCCAAAAACCUUUUUGAAGCAGGGGCGAUUGGCAUAGUGCAAAUGAACACAUCGGCUCAAGCUCGGUUUCUUGCCUUGAGAAGGCUGUUUGCUAAGAAAACACUAAAUCAAGAGGAGGCGGAUGAACUCGCCGAUGCUGUGGAGGAGCUAGCGAAUAAAACAGCACGUAGAGCGAGAGGAAGCGUCCGACAGACUCGUCCCUUGUUUGCAGCAUCAACCCUUGGGACGUACUUCUUGAUGUUCGAUUACUUAUUGGCUGCAAUUCAGGUUCUCUACACUUCAAUAAAGCUGCCGCCAUGGUGGAAAACGUUCAUAAAUUCAUUUGAUUCAGACUAUUAUUUCUCUGACCCAAAUCCCACAUGCCGCGAAAGCGCACGUUUUAACACACGAUUGGCCAACAGCCUAAUUGCUGCUAUAAAGAUCUACAAAAUGGGGGUUCGUCCAUCAGCGCAUUUUAUUAUUGAGCUGAAAAGACAGCUUUUCUUUGGAAAGCAUGGACCUGCGCGAUUCAGAGAUCCACAGUGGGACCCCUGGAGAGCAGAUGAUAUUAAUUUUUGGAAAACGCAGGGUGCACUCCCCUGUUGUCCUAUUGGGGGAAAUGAAGAUCACGAUGAAUGA